AUGCAUCUGGGGAUGGGACUCGGAGGGGACGCUGGACUCCUCUGCCUCCGACAGAUGGAGCUAGACUACGAUGAACUCUGCAUGGAAUGGAAGGGGAAAGCCCGCCUCUACGUCUCCCUGCAGCAGCACAUAUCCGGGGUGCAGUGCUACAACUUCAUGUGGUCGUCGCUGCUGACGCAGACGGAGCACCGGGACUGCUUCAGCCUGGCCGGCGCCUCGUGGUACGGCAUGGGAGACGGCUUCACUUGGCCGUUGAACCGACCGGCCGGGGAGGAUCAGCCGUUCUCGGUGAACCGGACCGCGUACGUCACCGGCGCCGGUCCGUUCGGGAGGAUCCUCCGGCGCACCUGGUACUCCAGCGCCGGCGCCGUCAUUCACGUCCCGUACGAGCUGCCUCUUUUCGUCUCGGUGGACUCGGAGGAACCGGGAAGCCUGUGUUUGUCGGUGGCCCAUCAAGAGCAGUACUACCGGGUGCCACCCGAGGAGUACCUUGAGCUCAACUACAGCGUCUGCACCGCAGACACUCUGAAGCUGGUUCGCAACGAGGUCGGGCCUCGCGGUCGCAAGAUGGGGGAGAACGAGCCGCAAGGCACCACCCCCUUGCUGGCGUUCUUCAGGCCCGACCCCUUCACCGACUUCUCCCAGGCGGGACUCUUCAAGUUCCUGGAAAAACUGGAUACGGUCUACGGGAAAUCGCGAAGACCGGAAUACGUCGUCUUGGACCAGUCUUGG
Messenger RNA from Darwinula stevensoni, 732 nucleotides. Lineage: Eukaryota; Metazoa; Arthropoda; Ostracoda; Podocopida; Darwinulidae. The record is from the annotation of a GenBank genome assembly.